AUGGCAUCAGGCCAAGAUCCACCCAAUAAAAACAUCUCAUGGCGUAUCCUUGUUGGUACAAUUAUUAGCAUUGUCCCCGCUACCAUUUGCGUGAUCUUGCGGUUUGUUGCCCGCAAUGUCGCUCAUGCUGGCCUGUGGUGGGAUGAUUAUACCAUUGCAGUAUCUCUAAGCUUUAUGGCUGUCCAACUUCUAUACUUCACCAAUGCCGUCAUUACCAAGGCAUCGCUGUUGUUUCUCUUCUACCGCAUUUUCGGCGUUGUCAGAAGUUUUCGCUGGAUCCUCUGGGCCUCUGGCUUUCUGGUAGUUGCCUACUUUAUCGUAUGUUCAGUUGUUUCGAUUGUGGGAUGUUCGCCAGUGUCCAAGGCGUGGAAUACAAAUGAGCCAGGUCACUGCAUCGACGAAUUGUCAUUCUUCCGCUGGAAUGGCGUUGGCAACAUGUUCCUCGAUUUCCUGGUUCUCUGUCUCCCUAUUCCGAUGGCUUGGCGGGUGAACACAACGACCCGACAAAAAUAUAUCUUAACCGGGAUCUUCCUACUGGGUGGAUUUGUCUGUAUCGUCUCCAUCAUUCGCAUUGUCAGUUUCGGGUCAGCGGUCAUUUCUGACCCUACCUAUACAAGCGUCGGGCCGGCAACCUGGUCCUCGGUUGAGCAAUCCGUCGGGAUAAUAUGUGCCUGUCUUCCAACGCUGCGACCACUUUUCCGGCGUCUCUAUGGCCCAUCAAGAGCAGCCUCAAGUAGAGGCCAUAGCCCUGCUUUUGAUUCUCAGGAUUGGUCCUCACCAUCUGGCCGAAUGUCGCAUUGUGAUGAAGAAACUAGGAUUAUUGGAUUUGCUUCGCCGCAACAGCGAAAGCGUCGUGCUUCCUCGCACGAGCUAGACGAAUUACAGAGUGUUUAUCGCAGUCCAACGUUUGAUGGAACAAAUGAGCGUCCCGAUUCGCAAUUUUCCCAGACGAAUGGAACGAACAGACCGGUUUCUGCAGCCGGGUCAUUUGGCUGA
This is a messenger RNA of Penicillium concentricum, 996 nucleotides long. RefSeq lists its product as uncharacterized. NCBI's taxonomy places the organism in Eukaryota, Fungi, Ascomycota, Eurotiomycetes, Eurotiales, Aspergillaceae. The transcript is spliced from 3 exons. The record is from RefSeq and is a predicted model, not a curated record. Bases 1 to 996 code for a protein of 331 amino acids.